AUGUCUGACAGUUCAAAGUUACCACCACUUGCAUCAGAUGCUGUCUUGAAACAGUCUGUUUCAGUACCCGAUAACUUCAUAAAAGUCAAAGGCAUUGAUUAUUCUAAAGAAAAUGCUUACAAUAUGAACGCAGCGGAUCUCAUUGAUUCAAUGAAGACUAUGGGAUUUCAAGCAACUUCUGUAGGAGAGUCUUGUGACGUUAUUAAUAAGAUGAGGAAUUGGAGAGGGAAACAUAUCGAUAGUCUAGGAGAACACGAGAGGAAAGGAGAAUUUGAUAACGAAGGAUAUCAAAAAUCAACAAUUUUUUUGGGUUAUACUUCAAAUUUAAUUUCAUCUGGCCUCAGAGAGACAUUAAGAUUUUUGGUGCAACACAAAAUGGUCAGUGCCAUUGUAUCUAGUGCUGGUGGUGUCGAAGAGGAUUUAAUCAAAUGUCUUGCUCCGACGUAUCUUGGUGAAUUUAGCUUACCAGGUAAGCCUUUAAGAGAUCAAGGUAUGAAUAGAAUUGGUAAUUUAUUAGUUCCCAACGAUAAUUACUGCAAAUUUGAAGAAUGGAUAGUGCCAAUAUUAGACAAAUGUUUAGAAGAACAGGAGAAUGCUAUGAAGGAUCUUGGACCCGAAGGAUUAAAUGCUGGCUCGGCCGCUGUGUGGACUCCUUCUAAAUUAAUUGAUCGCUUGGGUAAAGAAAUCAAUGAUGAAAGUUCUGUUUUAUACUGGGCCCAUAAAAAUAAAAUACCUAUAUUCUGCCCAUCUUUGACGGAUGGCUCAAUAGGGGAUAUGUUAUUUUUUCACACCUAUAAGGCUUCGCCAUUGCAGUUAAGGUUAGAUAUAGUUGAAGACAUAAGAAAAAUUAACUCGAUGUCAAUGGAAGCCUCCCACGCGGGAAUGAUCAUCUUAGGUGGUGGUUUGGUUAAGCACCAUAUUUGUAAUGCAUGCUUAAUGAGAAACGGCUCUGAUUUUGCGGUCUACAUCAACACUGGUCAAGAAUUCGAUGGUUCUGACGCGGGUGCAAGACCUGACGAAGCCAUUAGUUGGGGGAAGAUCAAAGCUGAUGCAAGGAUAGCGAAAGUCUACGCUGAUGCAAGCAUUGUGUUCCCAUUGAUCGUGGCUGCCACUUUUGCGGCAAAAAGGCCACAAAACUAG
Priceomyces carsonii is the source of this 1140-nucleotide messenger RNA. Its product is annotated as deoxyhypusine synthase. The transcript has a single exon. Gene Ontology annotation, cellular component: cytoplasm. Bases 1 to 1140 code for a protein of 379 amino acids. Gene Ontology annotation, biological process: peptidyl-hypusine biosynthetic process. The record is from RefSeq and is a predicted model, not a curated record. Gene Ontology annotation, molecular function: deoxyhypusine synthase activity. Lineage: Eukaryota; Fungi; Ascomycota; Pichiomycetes; Serinales; Debaryomycetaceae.